Diceros bicornis minor is the source of this 1788-nucleotide messenger RNA. It is a transcript of the gene SNW1, whose product is annotated as SNW domain containing 1. Gene Ontology annotation, biological process: mRNA splicing, via spliceosome. The transcript has 13 exons. Gene Ontology annotation, cellular component: spliceosomal complex. Lineage: Eukaryota; Metazoa; Chordata; Mammalia; Perissodactyla; Rhinocerotidae. Bases 58 to 1773 code for a protein of 571 amino acids. The record is from RefSeq and is a predicted model, not a curated record.
CGCCGGGAAAGACCCGCCCCGCGGUGCUGUCGCUCGCGCUGGAAGAAGCGGAAGAAGAUGGCGCUCACCAGCUUUUUACCUGCACCUACUCAGCUAUCUCAGGACCAGCUUGAGGCUGAAGAGAAGGCAAGAUCCCAGAGAUCACGACAGACCUCACUGGUCUCCUCCCGAAGAGAACCUCCCCCAUACGGGUACCGGAAAGGCUGGAUACCACGGUUACUAGAGGAUUUCGGAGAUGGAGGUGCUUUUCCAGAGAUCCACGUGGCCCAAUAUCCACUGGAUAUGGGGCGAAAGAAGAAAAUGUCGAAUGCACUGGCCAUUCAGGUGGACGCUGAAGGAAAAAUUAAAUAUGAUGCAAUUGCUCGGCAAGGACAGUCAAAAGACAAGGUCAUUUAUAGCAAGUACACUGACCUGGUUCCCAAGGAAGUCAUGAAUGCAGAUGACCCAGACCUGCAAAGACCUGAUGAAGAAGCCAUUAAAGAGAUAACAGAAAAGACAAGGGUCGCCUUAGAAAAGUCUGUAUCGCAGAAGGUUGCUGCAGCCAUGCCGGUUCGAGCAGCUGAUAAACUGGCUCCUGCUCAGUAUAUCCGGUACACACCAUCUCAACAAGGAGUGGCUUUCAACUCUGGAGCUAAACAGAGAGUUAUUCGGAUGGUGGAAAUGCAGAAAGAUCCAAUGGAGCCUCCAAGGUUCAAGAUUAAUAAGAAAAUUCCCCGGGGACCACCUUCUCCUCCUGCACCCGUCAUGCAUUCUCCUAGCCGAAAGAUGACCGUGAAGGAACAACAAGAGUGGAAGAUUCCUCCUUGUAUUUCAAACUGGAAAAAUGCAAAGGGUUAUACAAUUCCACUGGACAAGCGUCUGGCUGCUGAUGGAAGAGGACUGCAGACAGUUCAUAUCAAUGAAAAUUUUGCCAAACUGGCUGAAGCCCUCUACAUUGCUGAUCGGAGGGCUCGUGAAGCUGUGGAAAUGCGUGCUCAAGUAGAGAGAAAGAUGGCUCAAAAAGAAAAGGAGAAACAUGAAGAGAAACUUAGAGAAAUGGCCCAGAAAGCCAGAGAGAGAAGAGCUGGGAUCAAAACCCAUGUGGAAAAAGAGGAUGGAGAGGCACGUGAGAGGGAUGAAAUCCGGCAUGACAGGCGGAAAGAGAGACAGCAUGACCGGAACCUUUCCAGGGCAGCUCCUGAUAAGAGGUCAAAAUUGCAGAGAAAUGAAAAUCGGGAUAUCAGUGAAGUCAUUGCUCUUGGUGUGCCCAAUCCUCGGACUUCCAAUGAAGUUCAGUACGACCAAAGGCUCUUCAACCAAUCCAAGGGUAUGGACAGUGGUUUUGCAGGUGGAGAAGAUGAAAUUUACAAUGUUUAUGAUCAAGCCUGGAGAGGUGGUAAAGAUAUGGCCCAGAAUAUUUACAGGCCCAGUAAAAAUCUGGACAAGGACAUGUAUGGUGAUGACCUAGAAGCCAGAAUAAAGACCAACAGGUACCAAGGCAGACAGCUCAGUUGUAAUGUUUUCACCAGUGAAAACAAAGUAGUUCAUAGUCCCUUCUCUUUUUCCCUAGGUUUGUUCCCGAUAAGGAGUUUUCUGGUUCAGACCGUAGGCAAAGAGGCCGAGAAGGACCAGUUCAGUUUGAGGAAGAUCCUUUUGGUUUGGACAAGUUUUUGGAAGAAGCCAAACAGCACGGUGGCUCUAAAAGACCCUCAGAUAGCAGCCGCCCCAAGGAACAUGAGCAUGAAGGCAAGAAGAGGAGGAAGGAGUAGAUACACCUCUCUUCCAAGUGAAUGAACUAUUAUCCAUGAC